Osmerus eperlanus (European smelt) is the source of this 1513-nucleotide messenger RNA. RefSeq names its product SRY-box transcription factor 1a (gene sox1a). Gene Ontology annotation, molecular function: DNA-binding transcription factor activity, RNA polymerase II-specific; RNA polymerase II cis-regulatory region sequence-specific DNA binding. NCBI's taxonomy places the organism in Eukaryota, Metazoa, Chordata, Actinopteri, Osmeriformes, Osmeridae. The transcript has 3 exons. The coding region runs from base 313 to 1272 and encodes 319 amino acids. Gene Ontology annotation, biological process: anatomical structure morphogenesis; cell differentiation; regulation of DNA-templated transcription. The record is from RefSeq and is a predicted model, not a curated record.
UCAUUUAACCGCUGUCAGGGCUCCUCGUAUGGCCGCCGCUUUAACUAACUUCUCAACACCGGCAGAGAAAGUGGCUCAAAUGUACAUUCUGUCACCGUGGAUGUGACCCAACGUGAGGAGAAGGGGUUGAUAUACACACGAGAAUAUCCUUUUGCGAACAGUCCUACUUCUGGAUUAUUUAUUAUCUCCAAUUGUAUCCACUUUUUGGGGUAGGAGAACCUCGCCGCGCGCUCUGUGUGUGCACCUGUACCGGACUCGAGCACCGAGAGAUACUUGUUUCUUUGUUGUUAGUGAAGUUUGACAACCAGGUGAAUGUAUAGCAUGAUGAUGGAAACCGACCUCCACUCCCCUGGACCCCAAACGAACACGACCACGGGUCAAACGGGGCCAAACAGUGGGUCUAAAGCGAACCAGGACAGAGUGAAAAGACCGAUGAACGCGUUCAUGGUGUGGUCCCGUGGGCAGCGGAGGAAGAUGGCACAGGAAAAUCCCAAAAUGCACAACUCCGAGAUCAGCAAACGGCUGGGUGCCGAGUGGAAGGUGAUGUCCGAGGCCGAAAAACGUCCGUUUAUCGAUGAGGCGAAAAGGUUGCGAGCUAUGCAUAUGAAGGAGCACCCGGAUUACAAGUACCGGCCACGACGGAAGACCAAGACGCUGCUUAAAAAGGACAAAUACUCCCUGGCCGGUGGGCUGCUCUCUGGGGCAGGAGGGGGUGGUGGAGUGGGUCUUGGGGUCGGAAUGGGUUCCUCCGGGAUCGGUCAGAGGCUUGAGAGCCCGGGGGGGCACGGAGGCUCAGCCAGCUCGGGCUACGCGCACAUGAACGGCUGGGCGAACGGUGCGUACUCAGGACAGGUGGCUGCGGCGGCAGCGGCUGCGGCGAUGAUGCAGGAGGCUCAACUAGCCUACAACCAUCACCCAGGGAGCGGAGCACACCACCACCACUCACACCACCACCACCCACAUAACCCGCAGCCCAUGCACCGCUACGACAUGACUGCACUGCAAUACAGCCCUAUCUCGAACUCUCAAAGCUACAUGAGCGCCUCUCCGUCCGGCUACGGCGGGAUCACCUACACGCAGCACCCGAGUUCUGGGGUCUCUUCCUCCGCCAUGGGAACGUUAGGGUCGCUGGUGAAGUCAGAGCCGAGCCAACAAGUACCCUGCAGGAUGCCGCAGACCCAAAUGACUGUGACGGGACACAUUGAACCUUGGGGUGUCGAUCACGACGACUGCCAGGGGAUGCUGACGAUGGAUCUCCACGGUAACGAGUGAUUGGCAGGUGCCGGCUCUCGUCUCAGUGAUGGCUGGCAGGGCGUCAUUAGGAUGGAGGUGAAGAUCUGCUUCGUGGAAUGAGAGGACCUUCUGGAAAAUGUCAACGAUAGUCAGAGCCCCCAAACUGCCUCCCCCAUCUCCCUUAUCCGCAUAUUCCCUCACACUCACACAUACACACCCACACUCACACACACACACACCCUUCCUAACAUUCAACCACCUCAUUGUUAUCCUGUUUUUU